This is a messenger RNA of Penicillium nucicola, 2739 nucleotides long. Its product is annotated as DUF2293 domain-containing protein. The record is from RefSeq and is a predicted model, not a curated record. The transcript has 6 exons. NCBI's taxonomy places the organism in Eukaryota, Fungi, Ascomycota, Eurotiomycetes, Eurotiales, Aspergillaceae. The coding region runs from base 1 to 2739 and encodes 912 amino acids.
AUGGCCCGUGUUAUGGGAAGAGCGGGCUCGGCCUUGGCCGCAGCUAGGCGUGCUCCCAGUCGAGCAGUUCAGCGGAGAGCUCGCAAGCACAAAGUAAUUAUGGAGUCUGUGACUCAAGAAAAGAAAAAGCUCCGUAGUGUGAUUUGUUUCGAGGCCAAAGCACCAAGUGGCUAUACCUUCAUCCCAGCAGGAAACCCUCAGCUCACCACCUCAUGCAAAGAGCGAUGUCGAAAGGAGAAUCUUCAAAUCUAUGCAGUCUCGACUACCCCUCAUGCUCGCACUCAUAACCUUUCUCAACAUGUGCAUCGGAUAGGCUACCAUUUUCCAAGCACUGUAGUGGCUGCUGUUUGCUCUGAGCUGGGCCUCUACCUCACAAGCACUGGCAAGACUCUCCCCAUCUACGCCAUGGGCAUGAGAGAGAACCGCUCUCGGGCUGGAUCUGAAGUCUCCCAAAUAACUUUGAACACAGAUGCUAGAGAUGCAAUCAAAGAUCUGUUCCCCAACAUUCCAGAUAAAGAUCUCAACCAAAUUAUCAAGACCGCAUUUCAAAAGGGUCAAAAAAAAGUCGGGACUGCCACCGAAUUGCCCAUGGCUCGAAGGGCACAGUUGGCAGUGGUAGCACACAUUCGUCAUACUAAAACUGACUACGAUAGCCUUUUAAAAAAGUUGUCCUUCCAUGAGGCACGACACAGUGUUGAGCAUGAAACUCUCAAAUUUGUCAUUGAAUGGCGAGGAGAUGAUGAGAAUGGCCAGACAGUCCUUGAGGAUGUCUUUCGUGAGGUGAUCGUCAUCUCUGAUGACGAAGACAGCGGGUCGGAAGAGGAUGCAACCACUGGUGCAGAGCAUCAGAGCACCAGGGUGGAUAUUCUCCCCAGCGAGACUCGCGCUCAUAAGCUUUGGACUCCGCUACCCGGCAACUCGAACCGUUCAGGCCAAGGAACUCCCCGGGAGCUAUCCGAAGAAGCACCGCCUGGAUUUAGGUUUGUCCCGAGAAUGGCGGUAACAAAUAAUGUUGUCAACCGCCGAGGAUUCAGCAGGUACCAGGCAUGGAACCGUGCCAUCCAGGAAUACAGGCAGGGCAUGCAAGAUACCCAGCAAACAAGAUUUGCCGGUACCACUGCUGAGAACAAAAGCCCACGGUAUGCCACGCAACGGACUCUCACUCAAGAAGCACCUGUUUCCGGGCGCCACAUCGUCCCCCAUGCAGAGGCUCAAAAAGAAUCAUCCCAUGCUCUGCCAGUGGCUAUGGGAAAUGUAGGCGUCCAAGGAAAUUACAUUCCUUCGGACCUCCAACAAAAAGCCUCAAACUUUGAGCCCAACACUAGGCCAAUUGGACUAACUAACCAGGAAUCGCCUAAACUGCAGGUAUUGGAUAAACUCCCCGGGCCAAGAGGUGCUCAAAUGGCACCUGAUAUCCCUACUACUAGAAUGGACUCCAGGUUUCGGUACAAAAGACUGCCUCCUCAGUCGGAGGACAGAGCAAAUGCACCCGUGUUUGUGAGCGGACCCAAUGACACUGCCCAGAGUAGCGAAGCUCUCUUUGGGCGUCGUCCUGACACCACCAGUACCCUUUACCCAUUACCAGGUUCAAAACAACCAGAGCGUAUCUUACCGUCCAUUGAAACCCCUUGGUCGCUAGAGAGCCGGCGAGUUGACAAUUCAGCUCCCUUGGUCAACAUGGCUAAAAGGAUGACGCUUCGGUCGGUUACGCCAGGCCGUCCCCAAGGGGACAUGAUGCAUCAUAACCAGGAAACCGAACAGGAUGGCAACAAUGACAAAUCCAGCAAAAGAAGACGUUUGUAUCACGAAGGCUCUCGGCCCGAACCUCUUUCCGGGCCAAGGCCCAUUGGAAUUCCCGUUUCCGAAGAGCUUGGACCGAGAGAAUCCUAUCGUCGCAUUGAUCUAGCUCCGGAAUAUCGACCCCAGGAUCAAGUUCAUCUUCGUCGAAACUAUCUGCCAAUGGAGCAACCCGUCGUAGGACGCCAGAGGAGCCCCGUUUCUUAUGUUUAUCCCCAACACGGCAGCCACGAUACAAGACCAUUGGAUCGACAGCAUAUCGAGGGUCCUCGUCAUCAUCGCUCUCCACCCGAACAUUUUUCCAGCGUUCUUGUUUCAGAGGGGGAUCGCGCCUUCAGAGCUGCACCGGCCAUCUCCAAUCCUGGAGCUUGGCAUUCUCACGGUGAUCGUAGUAUUCGCAUGCCGAAUGAACCACGCGCACGCACUCGCAUUGAUGGUGGUCGCCUUUUGCCAGAAGAGCUUCAUCAGGACAGGACUUUGUAUGCCGACGGCUUCGUUCGCCACGUUGACAUCCGGGAACCCCCUCCGCUUGAAUACGUCGCCCGGCACUCUGGACCUGAGGCCAAGCCGAUUGGAGAUUUUUCUCUACCUGCUAGAAAGAGGGCCACUGAUUAUCCUGGCUCCAACCCUUUUUCUUUUGCCCAGAUUUCCCCAGACCAACGUGGUCCAUUGCCCAUGCGCCCACGAAUGACCCCUGUUUCCAACAACCACGUCCGCACACUAUCCGAAUCUUCACCCGGGAAAACCAAACCUCAUGUGUCCCCCUCUCAGAUUCACAGACCACUCAGUGGCGGGUUUAUCUCCUCGAGACGACCACCACCUGGUCUUCCUCCAUCUUCACUGGCCAUGGAACAGAAUCGACCCGUCUACGUCCAGCGAGUCGAUCCGAGACCCUCCUACUAUCCCGUCCCUGACGGAAGACCUAUCGUGAUCGUUGAUUGA